Molecule: messenger RNA, 6023 nt
Organism: Xyrichtys novacula (pearly razorfish)
Lineage: Eukaryota; Metazoa; Chordata; Actinopteri; Labriformes; Labridae
Source: the annotation of a GenBank genome assembly
GUACCACGUGACCAACAAUAAAAAUCCAUGGCGGCUCACUGUUGUGCAGGACUUGUAGGGAGAUCAGGUAUGAAAGUACAGCACUCCUCUUCUCAGACUGCCUGCUUUAGCUUCCUUACAGACCACCAUUGUUUUCAAGUAUAAAGUUACGACUUGCCGGUAUUAGUAUGAUAAAUACAGUUAAUUUGACAGUAGUUUACAUGUUUUCGAAAAGGGGCGGUAUUUGCUCCGAACUAGUGCUAGCGUGCUAGGUAAGCUAUAACCAGUUAAGAAGCAUCUGUGAGAUAGUCGACCAGAGGAGAGGUCCAGUUUUUAGUUACUGCUUGCUUCUUUGAGUGAGAUUUCAACGGCUUGUGAUAGUUAAACCACUUUAACACCUAUUUCGAAAUGAGGACAUGGAUUUACAAAGAUAAGGUUAGGAUUAGUGACCAAGUUUUCAUAUACACAUGUCUGGACAGGUGAAGGAGAAUCCAGCAGCUUUGAAAUGAGAGAGUGAUCAAGGAGACAUAUCUGGAAACGUACUGCUUUAAUCGUAUGCCGACUUUUGGGAGUUACACUGUUGUGCUGGACCAAGGCGUAUUGAGAGUGUUCUCAUAUUUUAUUCACAGUACAUAAAUAUAUGGCAAAGUAUGAGAUAAGAAAUACCUUUUAAUAGCUAACCACAAGUUCAUCAUCACCAUGUGAAAACACAAUUUUGCAUUAGAACUUACCAUCUGCAGUGUAUUUAUCAACCCUCCUCCUGUGUUAGGGUCUGCACCGAUCCGUUUUUGAUUGUAAAUGCUUAAAAGAACCACUUAAAUUAGCUUUUUUGCAUCAAGACUUUUUGACUUUGUCAGGAACCUCUAUUUCAACAAAAUAGAAAAAAAUCAAUUGACUAAACUAUAAAAUGCUCUUGUUAAAAUUAUGGCACUUGUCAUGUUAGGGUUGCUGUUGACCCGGUCAGAUCAAUAUCUAAUAAUCAGAGCAAAAAUUGAAAUCAUAAGUGCACUGUUAGGCACCACACUGACAGUCAGAUCCUCUUCCAAUCAUGGGAGAUUUAGGAAAUUCUCAUUUCGCCAGGUUUUCCCCUGCACAAAAAACAAUGUCAGGCAUGUCCAGACAUAUGAGAUCAAUUUGGUAUAUAUGUCUGUAUGAGGGGUAUACUGACAAAGAAAGGCCCAGGGGCCCCAACAAAAGAUAUUAUAAGCAAUAUUUUCAAGGAUAACUAAGCCCAACAAGGUAACCUUGAGAUGAGAACCACAUUGGAUGAUAGGGAAUUGUUUUGAGUGUAAUUUACAGCUGAUUUAUGACAGGGGUCAAAACCAGCCCUUAACAUAGUAGGUGCGUAGUGAAAGCUAACACGGUAGAAAGGUUAAGCAAAGAACAACAAAAUAAACAAUGCUCCCUUUUAAAAUUGUGUUUUUUUCCCCUUUCUUUAAUGAAGGACUGGGUGCCUUACUGCAGAGAGUUUGUUGUGCGACAAACGUUGGUUCCCCCACAGCACUACUGUGUCAGCAACAUCGUCGCUUCUUCUGGAGAAAGUGGAAAAGCUCUCACAAUGUAGUUCGGCCUGCCACUGUUCGGCCUGCAUAUGCAGUACCCAAGGUACAGCACUUUGAGGAAGACUGUGCACAGCAUAGAGGGGUUUCUGAUAUUGACCUAAAUUUGACAUAAUAAUAGUAAUAGUAUUUGUGUUAGUUAUUGUGCAGAAAUGUGAUCAAAGUAACUCACAUAUCAUGACCCUAAAGGUGUUUUAUAAUGUUUCUGAAGAAGACUCAAAUUCACUCUGAUGUCUUUUCAUGAUAUCUAAAGGAAAACAAAACUGUUAGGGACAAGACAGUCAAUUUAUAUGCUUUAAGUUUUAAUGCCUAAAAUUGGAGCAAGAGGGAAGCUGCCGGAUGAAUAGCUGAGGAAAAUGCCCUGAUUUUACAAUUUCCACCAAAGAUAUUCACAAUAAAUGAUACACCUGACUGUCAAAAGUCAGCAGGAUGAGUUUUUUGUCAAAAGACGCCACUAGAGCAAUCAGAGGACAUCAUAAAAAAAGACUGCUUUGUCCACAGGGGGCUCCAAAGUGGACAUAAAUUAAACAUUUCUCACAGGGGCUUUGAAGCAAAAAAAAGGUGUCACAGACACUGAGCCCAUUAACACUUAAGUUAUCCUCUGACUAUUUCAACCUGAAUAUUAUCAUCUUUUGAUUCUUCUCAUUGACAGAAAGUUUUGGAAUUUAAAUCUGAGAUAUUUUCUUAAAGCCACCUGAGGUCUGAAUUCUAGGUCAUAUCCAGUCAGGUAAAAAUGACUGUCACAAAUUGAAAUGAGAUUAAAAAUAAUUAUUCAUAGUCAUGAGAUACUUUUGAUUAUCUGCCAUUGUUACAUUGAAGAACUUCUACUGUUUCAAAAUAACUUCACAUCUUAUAUGCAACAUUGUGACAAUAUUACAACCUGCCCUUCAAAGCAUGUCUCAUCUCUGUGCUCUCAUUGUAGCACAUUGUGCGGCCCGACUAUGUAGGCUCUGGUUUAGUCCCAGAAUGGCCAGACUACAUAGAAAUCAAAGGUCAAGAGCAGAUUGAAGGCCUUGCCAGGGCAUGUCAGCUAGCCAGACAUGUGUUGCUACUAGCUGGAAGCAGUCUGAAGGUAAGCUGUCGCUGUUAGAAAUAUAUAUAUUUUUUUGCUUCCAUUGUAAAAACAAUGUCUUCUAAUGACCAAUUAUUCUUAGAUUGGUAUGACAACAGACGAAAUAGACUUCAUCGUGCACCAGGAGACAAUCAAGCACAACGCUUACCCCUCCCCGCUCAGAUACGGAGGCUUCCCAAAGUCAGUCUGCACGUCUGUGAACAACGUGGUCUGUCAUGGCAUACCUGACAGGUAAAUGGGCUGACAGUUGACUCUAAUAUUUGAAUCAUUGCACCAAUGAUGUGUGUUAAGGAUAGUGUAUAGUGAGCGGGUGAUUAUGCAAACUAGAACCCUGACAGGGUGAGGCAGGACCCCAAAGAAACCCCUCACUCUACAUUAUACUGCUUAUUAUGAGACUACCAGCUAAAGAGAUAAACAUAUAGACACUGAGCAUUGAUGGUUUCAUAGAUGUAAAGAUGAUUUACUAAUGCAGCAAGAUAAACAAAACCUAAGUACAGAUUUUUUAUGAUCCAGCUGGCUCCCCCGCUCUAAUGUAGAGUGCUUUUACAGAAAAUCUGAGUUUCUCUUUUUUUUUUUUCUUGUUACCCUCAGCACAUUUGUAAAUAUUUUCGCUUGGUGGUUUGUUAUUUUUUAUUUUAAUUUAUUUAUUUUUUAAUUUAAUUUUUUUUUUUUUUUAAAUAAAUAAAUAAACAUAUCAGGGCUUUUUUUCUCAAUCAGCCAGUCCUGUGACACUGAAAAUGCCUGUAGUUUUGCAGUUGUAGUUUGUGGUGUUAGCAUGUAUAUGAGAUAAGUGUAAGGGAUUCUCAUGAGCUGUUUUCUUCUCUUUUUUUUUACUGUCCUCCAGCCGACAACUUCAAGAUGGAGAUAUAAUCAACAUAGAUGUCACUGUGAGUUUAUGCCAGAACACACAAACAAUAACUCAAAGGGUUGUUAAGAAUGAAAUACGUCAAAACAGCAUGGCUCCUAUCCCAAGUUUCUGUCUGUUCAUGUCUAUACAGGUGUAUUUAGAUGGUUACCAUGGUGACACUUCAGAAACCUUCUUAGUUGGCCAAGUGGAUGAGGUUGGGCAGAAACUGGUUGAAACUGCCAGGCGCUGUAGAGAUGAGGCGAUUGCUGCCUGUCAGCCCGGUGCACAGCUGUGUGUUAUAGGAAACACUAUCAGGUAGAUAUAUUGGAAGUCUUUGCACACUGAGUUUUUUAAUUCCAAAUUGCUGCAGGUUAAAAAAAAGAGAGAAAAAUAAAUAAUCUCAUGUUGACUUCAGAAGUUUCACUGGUCAUCACUGUUGUGAGAACUGGUUUGUUUAUCUGUUUUUUUAAUGUGCCACUGAGCUGUGAAUGGUUUCUGAGUGAGAAAAUAUGGACGACUGUGAUCUGAGGAUAAUUCUGCAAUUCCUUUAUCAGUAGUUGAAACUCAAUUUUGAGUACUACUAAUAUCACAGUAAAAAAGAAAAACUCAAUGGACUCUGUGAAAAAAAAAGGAAUCACAAAAACUCAGACUCAGUGUGCGAAGAACUUUACACUCACAAGAAAAUACACACAAAUAUAGUUUUUUGAAUUUGGAGGCUAACAUGAGUUGUAUUACUUACAGUGAAAUCGCCCAUGCCAGUGGUUUUACGGUAUGUCCUUACUUUAUUGGGCAUGGAAUUGGCUCCUACUUUCACUGCCAUCCUGAGAUCUGGCACCAUGGUAAGAUUUGACCCACUGUCCUUUCUUUUAUCAACCACCAGAGCUUCUGUUGUUGUGUGCACAGAAACUAUACACUUGCAAGAAAAAAAUACUGUCCUCAUCCUUGGAAUGAAGUAGAGACUAUGUGGAUAUCAUGUGAAGUGCAGGUUUCCAAAUAUUCUUAUACAUCAAUUUAGAGAAAUGCUUGUUUCUCUGUUUUCAGCUAAUGACAAUGACAUGACCAUGGAUGAAGGGAUGUCUUUCACAAUAGGUACGUUACCUUUCCAAUACUCGAGGGCACAUCAAAUUAUCACUUUGUCUGGGGCUUAUCGUGUCUGUUAACUUGCAGAGCCCAUAGUGAUGGAGGGGUCUGCAGAGUUUAAAAUCUUGAAGGACAAGUGGACGGCUGUGUCCGCAGAUGAUAAAAGGUAUGUGAUGGAAAACCAGAAAUGUAUUUCACAGCAGUGAUUGCAGCAAAUAUGUUUGCAAAAGAUAAUGGCCAGAAUAAAUGAUUUCAGAGCAGGAAAAAAAAAAGAAAAUUGAAGCUUAAAGGGAUAUUCCGGCGUAAAAUUAAGUUAGAGUCAAACACACCUUGCUUCUCUAGUUAUACCAACUUUAGUAACGACCGGAGAUAGGUGCUGUUCUGAGCAUUAUUUGUGGCUAUAGAGUGCCUUUUUGGUUUAGCACAUGGCUCCUGGGACUGCUGUGUAUUGAUAUCUUGUGGUCGUUACUAAAGUUGGUAUAACUGGAGAAGCAAGCAGUUGGCAACAUUCAUCUCUCGUCGGGGUGUCUAACUCAGUGUUACGGUGUGUUUGACCCUAACUCAAUUUUACACCAGAAUAUCCCCUUAAAGAACACAACUUUUUGUUUUCCAUCUCUGCUUGUGUGUGUGAGUUUGUACAACCUGAGCCUAUCGUUGAUGAGUCAAAUACUAAAAGGCUGCUUGACUUACUGUAUCAAUCAAACAAUUAAUUCUAUGGAAAGAACCAUGCUUUCAGGUUUCCUUUUUUAUCCUCCUUUUUUUAAACUGAUUAUCUUCAAGUUCAGGUUUCAAAACUUAAGACAGAAGUAAAACUAUUAUUUAAAGAAUUUUAUGUUUACAUUGUGCUGCUUGACGUCAUGCAGGUCGGCUCAGUUUGAACACACAGUGGUCAUCACAUCUGAUGGAGUGGAGAUUCUCACUAAACUGCCGGAUGAGAGCGAUCCAUGACCUGUGAAGAAAUCUACCUGCUGACCUCUUCAUGAACCUUUAGAAAUCUGUUUACAAACCACCUGACCUUCAUGGGAAGAAAACAGGGCGAAAGGAGCUCAAAUAGUUUCUCCAUACGGCACAUGUCUGUGUAUUAACUUCACAAGUGAAAACGUGUUUUUCUUAGGUUUCCUCCUGUAAAGUAUUUAAAAAACAUUAAAUUAAAUUUCUUAUGUUAUUUUUCAAUAUAAAUGGGUGUGGUACCCAUAAAAAACCUGUAUAUUCAGUCAGACUAAGCUGUUAUUUUCAGUCUCUGACUAGGUUCUGUACAGUGAAAAGUUGCUGCUCAUACAUUUUAGGUUUAUAAAUGUUGAUGUCAGGAUAUCAGUGCAGUCUUCUGUCUUUUUUUUGGCCGCCCAUCAGCAGCCAGUUUACAGAUUUGUGCAGUUCUGUGUUGGCUGGACAGUAUAAUGAGGUUCAUGACAGCAACUGAAACAAGAAGGGGACAAGGCAAUUACAAUUAAAUAAAAUCACAAAACUCUUUCAGUUCUGAGUUCAA